AUGGUCAGAAUCAAUACCAGUUCCAUCUUCAAGAGUGUCGAUCUCGACGAUGCUGGCUCUAUCCGCAGGGUCAUGGUUGCGCUGGACUAUUGCCUCGCGAAUAGAAUGCUCAACAAUGCAACCCCAGAGUCAGAGCUAUUCAAGAGGCAGAAAAAUUCCAAGAGAGUACGCUUCAUCGAAGCUACGAAUGGGAGCGAUCAGCAAGUCUUGGCUGCAGCAAGAGAUAUGGAGAUUUUAGUCAUUGGCAUAGUAUUCACAGUACCUCAGGCCUUCCCGGAGGAGUAUGCAGCAGCAGAGGCUCGGCUCAACGGAGGAAAAGCUACUGACAGCUUUAUGACUGCUCAGCAAAGUUCUCAAACUCUUCAGCAACGGGCUCCUGGCUCCUUCGGCGAACCAAAAUACAGCAGCCACAAUGGGGCGAAGCUCGAGGAGCUGAAGCAAAACUUGGAGUCAAAGUCGUCGAAGAAAUUCGGAGCUCCUACUUUGAACGUUGCAUAG
Molecule: messenger RNA, 498 nt
Organism: Hyaloscypha bicolor E
Lineage: Eukaryota; Fungi; Ascomycota; Leotiomycetes; Helotiales; Hyaloscyphaceae
Exons: 3
Coding region: 1-498 (165 amino acids)
Source: RefSeq, a predicted model, not a curated record